CUUCACUGGGUGACGGGUCGGGGAGGUGGGCAGCUGGCCCUCCUCCGAAGAGCCUCACCCUCCUGGACUGGGGGGGCAGUGGCCCUACUUGGCGGCCUCCUGAAGAGUGAAGAUGGGGCGGCCGCACGGCAGGCCCCCGGAGAGCAGGAGGGGAAGGGGCUGGCCUGGAAGACGCAAGGCCUGGUGCCACCCUGGCCGCAGGAUGGAGCGCUGGCCCUGUCCUUGCCUGUCUGGCUCCACCGAGCAGCCGUUGCCUCAGCCCGUGGAGCGCCCAGGGGCUGCCCAUGCCCUGUAGCCCCCACUGGCUGGAGCAGAGCUGUGCCCGUGGGCAUGGAGAGGAUGAGCUGGCUCAGCAAGCUGCACUCCCGGGCAGCAGGGCACCGAGCCAGCCGUGGCGCCAGCCUGCAGAGCCCCGUAACGGCUGACCCCGAGACCUGCCUCAUGGUCUUCAAGAACCACUGGUGCCAGGUGCUGAGGGUCCUGGAGAAGCGGGGUCCCAAGCCCGGCUCAGGCGCGGCGGACGACGCGAGCGCCGUGCGGAACAACACCUACCAGAUGCUGACGCUGCUGGCGGAGGAGCGGGCGGGCGCCGGGGCGGGCGUGGGGCCUAUCCUGCAGCUGGUGCUGGCGGAGAACCUGCUCGAGCGCCUCCUGCACUGGCACCUGCAGCGGGAUGGCAGCGAGGAGCAGCGGGCGGAGCAGCUGAAGCUCUACGAGAUGCUGAUCAGCCAGAGCCACCAGCCCCUGCUGCGCCACCCUCCCGUGCGGCGCCCGCUGCUGCACCUGCUGAGCCUGUGCACCGAGCCGGCCUCACGCGGCCUGCAGACCAGCCUGGUGCUGCUGCUCAACCAGCUCUGCGACUGCGUGGCCAAGGACCCGGCGCUCCUGGAGCUCUUCUUCCACCGGCCCACGGAGCAGGGCCCCGGCGACCUGCUGCUCUUCUCCCUGCUCGUCCCCUUCAUCCACCACGAGGGGCCUACGGGGCAGCAGGCCCGCGACGCCCUGCUGCUGCUCCUGGCCAUGGCCGCCGGCAACCGCGCCGUGGCCACCUACAUCACUGACAGCUCCUACUUCUGCCCGGUCCUCGCCACGGGCCUCAGUGCCCUCUACUCCUCGCUGCCCCGCAAGAUCGAGGUGCGGGCGGACGACUGGCACUGCCUGCGCCGCGAGGACUGGAUGGGGGUGCCCGCCCUCGUCCUCUUCAUGAACUCGCUGGAGUUCUGCAACGCAGUCAUCCAGGUUGCCCACCCGCUGGUGCAGAAGCAGCUGGUGGAUUACGUCCAUAACGGCUUCCUGGUGCCUGUGAUGGGCCCAGCCCUGCACAAGACGGCGGUGGAGGAGCUGAUGGCCAGCAUGGCGUACCUGGAGCUGUUCCUGCGCAGCGUCAGCGACCCGGCCCUGCUCCAAACCUUCCUCCGCUUCAUCCUGCUACACCGGCACGACCACAGCACCAUCCUGGACACGCUCGUCGCCCGCAUCGCCGCCAACUCCCGGCUCUGCAUGGUGUCUCUGAGUCUCUUCCGCACGCUGCUGAACCUGAACUGCGAGGACGUGAUGCUGCAGCUGGUGCUCAGGUACCUGAUCCCCUGCAGCCACGUCAUGCUGAGCCAGAGGCGGGCGGUGAAGGACCUGGACAUCUACGGCAAGACGGCUGCCAAGUUCCUGUCGCUGAUCCCGCGCUGCUGCCGGACCGAGAGCCUGUCCGCACCCGACCGGGAGGAGCACGCCACCUGGGCCAAAGCCCACGGGAGCCCCACCGUGGACACCUCCUCCGUGGUCACGGUGCCCAAGCCCUCCACGCCUUCCCGCCUCGCCUUCUUCAUGCGCCAGCAGAGCUGCAGCUCGGAGUCGGGGAGCCCGGCGCCCCGCUCGCCCGGCCUGGCCACGCCCAGCGGGAGCCCCUGCCACCGCCCAGCCAGGUGGGAGGAGGUGGCGGAGCUGGACGGGAACUACCUGGAGUACCUGCGGGACGCUCAGCUCAGCGUGGAGCAGUGCGUGCUGGCCUGCCGCGUCUGGUCAGCCCCCUACGACGGGGAGCGGCCGGGCCCCGGCCCCCCCGGCCCCGCCACCCCACACACUAAGAAGAGGGGCCUGCCAGAGGAGGGGGGCGGGGCACCCGGGGCUCCCAGCAGCAGUGAGCCCAGCGCCAGCCCCCCCGUGCCCGAUAUCGAGGACUCGGCCCCCCUCCUGAACGGGGCCCCCGGGUCGGAGCCGAGCCGGCCGGGCAGGCCAGACGGUGAUGUUGCGGUGAAGAAGGUGCGCCGGGGUCCCCUUUCCGCCGGCUCGGAGUGGGAGCGGAGGGGGCUCAAGGCCCAGGUGGAGAAUGGCUCGCCCACCGCCCCGGCCCCAGCCCCGGCCUGGGAGCAGCCGUCCGUGGACUCCCUGAUCGACGAGCUGCUGGCCCAGGCGCCCGGCGAGCCCAACGGCUCCGGCUUGAGCAUCGAGAGCUUCUCGAGGGAGCUGCGGGAGCUGGAGGCGGAGCUGCAGAGGGGGGCUGGGCAGUCGCCCGCGGGGCCCCUCUCCCGGGAGGUGCAGGAGGAGGCCGAGGAGAGGUUCUCCGAGCGCCCGGCUCCGCUCACCUCGGGGGGGGCCCCAGCGCAGUCCUGGCCCCCGGAGCCCCUGGCCCAGCUUGUCAGCAGCCCCCUGCGUGCGCUGGGGCAGCCGCCCAGCCAGCCCUUCACAGGUCCCUUCGUGGCCGUGCUGCUGGCGAAGCUGGAGAACAUGGCGCAGAACUCGCUGUACGUGAACGUGCUGCUGACGGGGCUGGUGGCGCGACUCGCCUGCUACCCGCAGCCCCUGCUCCGCUCCUUCCUGCUCAACACCAACAUGGUCUUCCAGCCCAGCGUCAAGUCCCUGCUCCAGGUCCUGGGCUCGGUGAAGAACAAGAUCGAGAGCUUCGCCGCCAGGCAGGACGACUUCCCCGCCCUGCUCUUCAAAGCCCGCAAGUACCUGCUCGCCCGCGGCCAGCUGGACUGGGCCGACGCCCCCAACGCCGCACCGGCCCUGCGCCGCUCCGAGACGUUGGGUAGGGCCGGGGCCCGGGGGGAGACAGGUGGGGGGCUGCCACCUGCUUCGGGCCCGCCCUGCCCCCCGGCUGAACUGGCCCACCCCUGUGAGCACAGGGUUCCCUGGUGUUACCAUUCACCCAGCCCGGCUCCCCCAACCCGGCGCCCUCGCCUGGCUCCCCUGGCCCAGCACCCUGGGUCCAGCACCCCCGGCCCGGUGCCCUCUCCUGGCUCCCUGGGCCUGGCUCCCCCAGCACAGCUCCCCCGGCGAGGCGCCCUCGCCUGGCUCCCCCGGCCCAGCACCCUGGGUCCAGCACCCCCGGCCCGGUGCCCUCUCCUGGCUCCCUGGGCCUGGCUCCCCCAGCACAGCUCCCCCGGCGUGGCGCCCUCGCCUGGCUCCCCCGGCCCAGCACCCUGGGUCCAGCACCCCCGGCCCGGUGCCCUCUCCUGGCUCCCUGGGUCCGGCUCCCCCAGCACAGCUCCCCCGGCGUGGCGCCCUCGCCUGGCUCCCCCGGCCCAGCACCCUGGGUCCAGCACCCCCGGCCCAGUGCCCUCUCCUGCCUCCCUGAGCCCGGCUCCCCCAGCACAGCUCCCCCGGCGUGGCGCCCUCGCCUGGCUCCCCCGGCCCAGCACCCUGGGUCCAGCACCCCCGGCCCGGUGCCCUCUCCUGGCUCCCUGGGCCCGGCUCCCCCAGCACAGCUCCCCCGGCGUGGCGCCCUCGCCUGGCUCCCCCGGCCCAGCACCCUGGCUCCCCAAGCCAGACACCCUUGCCCGGCUGCCCUGGCGUCAGCCCCCUCCGGGUCACACUCGCUGGGAUCAGCCCCUCGGCUCCCCCUCCGAGACCAACCCUCAGAGCCCCCAGCCCCCACGACACACCAGGAGCCCCCUCAGCGAGUGCCCCUGGUGGGACCCCGGCAGGAGACUUGUACCCAAAGGGAGCCAGGCACCCCCCGGCCUGACUCUGCAGUGA
Molecule: messenger RNA, 3975 nt
Organism: Gopherus evgoodei (Goodes thornscrub tortoise)
Lineage: Eukaryota; Metazoa; Chordata; Testudines; Testudinidae
Gene: FHIP1B
Product: family with sequence similarity 160 member A2
Exons: 12
Coding region: 331-3975 (1214 amino acids)
Biological process (GO): endosome to lysosome transport; early endosome to late endosome transport; lysosome organization
Cellular component (GO): FHF complex
Source: RefSeq, a predicted model, not a curated record